AUGGAUGAAUACGACGAGGAUCCGGGGCGCAGAGCGAGCAAACUGAUGGAAACCCUCUCAAUAUAUGACGUUUAUCAAGAUGGGAUGUACGGAGAACCGAACCCCGAUAUGGAGAAAACUAAGCGAAUGAAUGGCAGCUCUUCUACGCCCGGGAACAAAGUCUACAGCGCGGCUCCCGUGCGCUCCGUCAACGGAAACCGAGCCUCAGUGCCUCUGGAUUUCUGCUCUCCGCAGAGGGAAGCGGUUUAUCCAGAUCCCGAUGUGUACUGCACCAAAUCCGAAGUUGCCUUGCCGUGUUACAGCGGCGCGUCGGACCGUCUCAGGAGAUACACGCACGCGGAGGUGCAGGGACACCGGUACAGCACCGGCUGCGCGUAUGACGGGCUCGUUUUGGGGAAACAGGUGGCCGUUUCGGGCGCGAGGAGCAACAGCCUGUGUAUGAGCAGCCCUGACGGCAGAUACACGGCCACAAGCCCUCGCUCCAGCCUGGCUUCAUCGCACUCAUCGCAGGAUCAGAGCAAACACACGAGCCCGAGGUCGAGCAUCAGCAGCCCGCGUUCCAGCCUGGUGUCUCCCGGACAGGGCGAGGGGACCAGCGUGAUCAGCCCGCGCUCGAGCUACGCCAGCACGGCCAGCGACACCAGCAAACACUCCAGCCCCAGAACCAGCCUCAACAGCUAUGACUGCGGCAGCAAACCGAGCAGCAACCGAACCAGCGGAAUCAGCAUGGGCUACGACCAGCGGCACAUCAGCCCGAGGUCGAGCACCACCAGCCCGCGCUCCAGCUACUCCGACUCGCGCUUCACGCCGGCCGGGGGCCAUGACCCAGAGAGCGCCGCGGUGCACGGCAUCCCCAUGGCCAGCCCUCGGUCCAGCAUUUGCAGCCAACCCGCGGUGGCGGCUAACUGCGUGGUCAGUCCCCGCUCCAGCAUCUCCAGCCACAGCUCCAGGAGCUCGCGAAGCUCCAGGGGAUCCAUGAGCGCGUAUCCCGAGCUCCAGCUGCCCAUGCUGGGACCCGGUUUGCCAGAGGACGCGCUGCUGCAGGACUUCACCGAGCCAAACGGCCUUCAUAACAACCGCGUCCACCUGCAGACGUUCCCCGUGCUGGAGGAGCCUCAGCAGCAGAAUUCAGAAGUCAACAUUGGGUUUAACUACUGCAAGGCGGGCGCCGGGGGACAGCGCUUCAAGCUGCCGUACCAGGUCACUCCAUCUCGGGACAGCGGCCCCAGUCAGGCGGAGCGGCGCCUGGAGGCCCUCACCUUGGAGUUGGAGAAAGAGCUCGAGAUACACAUGAAAAAGGAAUAUUUUGGUAUCUGUGUAAAGUGUGGUAAAGGUGUUUAUGGAGCGAGUCAAGCAUGUCAGGCGAUGGGGAACCUGUAUCAUACAAACUGCUUCACCUGCUGCUCAUGCGGACGGAGGCUACGAGGAAAGGCUUUCUAUAAUGUUAAUGGAAAAGUGUACUGUGAAGAAGACUUCCUGUACUCCGGCUUCCAGCAGACGGCUGAGAAAUGCUUUGUGUGUGGACACCUCAUCAUGGAGAUGAUCCUGCAGGCUCUGGGCAGGUCGUAUCACCCUGGUUGUUUCCGCUGUGUGAUCUGCAAGGAGGGUCUGGACGGAGUUCCUUUCACUGUGGACGUGGAGAACAACAUCUACUGUGUGAAAGACUACCACACGGUUUUUGCUCCUAAAUGUGCCUCGUGUAAUCAGCCCAUCCUGCCAGCACAGGGUUCAGAGGAGACCAUACGGGUGGUGUCUAUGGAUAAAGAUUACCAUGUAGAUUGCUAUCACUGUGAGGAUUGUGGUCUGCAGCUGAAUGAUGAAGAGGGCCAUCGCUGUUACCCGCUGGAGGGGCAUUUGCUGUGCCACCGAUGCCACCUGCACCGGUUAAAAACCCCGCUAGCACCACACCCCCCGCCCAGCUACCCGCUGCACGUCACUGAACUGUGA
Danio rerio (zebrafish) is the source of this 1947-nucleotide messenger RNA. RefSeq names its product WT1 interacting protein (gene wtip). Lineage: Eukaryota; Metazoa; Chordata; Actinopteri; Cypriniformes; Danionidae. The record is from RefSeq and is marked provisional. Gene Ontology annotation, cellular component: adherens junction; nucleus.